Molecule: messenger RNA, 1180 nt
Organism: Uloborus diversus
Lineage: Eukaryota; Metazoa; Arthropoda; Arachnida; Araneae; Uloboridae
Product: 2-Hydroxyacid oxidase 1-like
Exons: 8
Coding region: 1-1074 (357 amino acids)
Molecular function (GO): oxidoreductase activity; FMN binding
Source: RefSeq, a predicted model, not a curated record
AUGUUGUGUCUAAAGGAUUACGAAGACUACGCCAGCCAGACAGUCGAUAAAAAGAUCUGGGCAUUUCACAGUCAGGGAGCUGAAAGAGAAGAAACUUUAAAGCAAAAUGUACAAAGUUUUACAAGGUUCAAAAUAAUUCCCCGGUUGCUGAGAAACACUCCAACACGAGAUCUCAGAGUGACCAUUCUUGGAAAUGAAGUUGCUUUGCCGUUCGGAAUAGCUCCCUCAGCUUACCAAAGACUUACUCAUCCUGAUGGAGAGAUUGCAGUAUCCAAUGCUGCAUCUGAAAUGGGUACCAUUUUUACUCUCAGUACUGUCGCUUCUACAUCAUUAGAAGAUAUUGCCCGUCAUCAAGUAAGAAACACUCCACUUUUUAUGCAAUUUUAUGUUCUAAAAGAACGAAAGUACACUGAAGAAAUGAUCCACAGAGUCGAAAAGUGUGGAUACAAAGCAUUAGUUCUUACAGUAGAUGCACCGGUUAUUGGUUUACAGUACAGGCUCCUGAGAGCAAAUUUCAGGCUACCUCCGCACAUAAGUGCACCCAAUAUUGCUGAUGCUAUUCCAAAGAAACGCCCUGCCAAUGCGAGAAAUGCGGAGUUGUAUUCAGACACCGUUUCAUGGGAAGAUGUAGAUUGGAUUAGAAGAAUAUCCAAGCUUCCUCUCAUUUUAAAAGGAAUUGUGACAGUGGACGAUGCUCUGGAGGCUGUAAAGCAUGGAGUUUCUGGAAUAUGGGUCUCUAACCACGGAGGAAGACAAUUGGAUGGUAUCGAAGCAACGCUGGAAGCCUUGCCUGACAUAGCAGCUGCCCUCAAAGGAUCCGGUUGUGAAAUCUACAUGGACGGAGGAAUUCGUUGGGGAAGUGACAUCUUCAAGGCUCUUGCUCUUGGAGCUGAUUUCGUCUUCAUAGGUAGACCAGCACUGUGGGGACUCGCACAUUCGGGACAAGAAGGCGUGAAGCGAAUACUUGAAAUUUUGAAGAGCGAGUUGGAUAGAACAAUGCAUCUUGCAGGAUGCGCUUCAAUCAAAGACAUAAGCCCACACAUGGUUAAAAAAGCUCACUCUUCAAAAAUAUGAACUAUUUUAGUUUAAGAAAAAGACUGUGAGAUAUGCAUUCAAGACAAUACUGCAAGUCUAAGGGUGUAUGUGUACAAAGCAAGGAUAUCCUUACAAGAGAAUGUAG